Molecule: messenger RNA, 1625 nt
Organism: Schistocerca cancellata (South American locust)
Lineage: Eukaryota; Metazoa; Arthropoda; Insecta; Orthoptera; Acrididae
Product: peritrophin-44-like
Exons: 2
Coding region: 29-940 (303 amino acids)
Cellular component (GO): extracellular region
Molecular function (GO): chitin binding
Source: RefSeq, a predicted model, not a curated record
CAAGGCUGUUGUACUAAGAGUUUUAGCUAUGAUGGCGCUGGCGGCGCUUCCAGAGUUCGCCUGCUGCCAGCUAGCAGGACCCAAGGCGCUCUCGAUUGUCCUCUGUGGGGCCGAGGGUCGAUUCCCCGACCCCACGGACUGCGGCUACUACAUGGACUGCACGAGCAACGCCGACGGCAGCUACACGCAGACCAUCACUCCGUGUCCUGCCGGAACCUACUACAACUCGUGCCAGGGCAACUGCAGCCUCACUCAGCAACCACCCAACUGUUCCUUUCCCUGUAGUAUUAAUGGUGCUAUAACUAUUUCGCCUGAAAAUCCGUCUGUGUAUUUCGUGUGUAUUAUUAAUGCUACAGGGUCGUACUUCAAUGUUAGUAAAUGUGACAAUUGCAAUAUUUCAGUCAGCUGCCCAGUUAAUAAUUCAACAGCUGGGGGCUCCAGCUGUAACGGUACUUAUUAUUAUGGAGAUGAAAAAAACUGUUCCGUUUUCUAUCACUGCAGUGGCGUAGGUGCGACACCAGAUCUGGGAGAAUGCGGUCCUGAUCAGUACUACUUGUCAUAUAACCACAGCUGUGUCGGGUUUUAUUGCACAUCAGAGGGCUGGUUCGCUGACCCAGCCAAUUGUUCCCGAUACUAUUACUGCUCCAGAGAUGGGUCGGGUUAUGUCCAGACGCAUGUUCUGUGUCCGGAUGGUAGUCACUUUGACAGCUCGGUUGGAGGAUGCGUGAUGGGAUUGUGCACAACAGUCUGCCCCGGAAGCAGCAGCUCAGAUUUCAGGUGCCCCUCCAGCGGCUUCUUCGCGGAUCCGUUGAGCUGUAGCUCAUACUAUUACUGUGACAGCGACCUAGAAGCAACGCACAUCGACUGUCCAGACGGAAGCCACUUUGAUAGUGUUGUCGGUGGCUGCAUGAUGGGUAGCUGUUCCAAAAGGAUGGUCUGAAUGUUCCUGGUCGUUGAAUUGGGACCUCUGAGCUCUAUUUCCAACCGUUCACUGCAACGUCAGGAAGCAUAGAUUUUACUCUGGAAUUUUGAUGACGACAUAUUGCACGUGGUAACUCUGUAGCUACCCAGCUUUAGGCGACUGAAGGCACGCCAAUUCUAGUGGCUUGAUAUGAUUUCGUUGUAUAUACACGAUACAAUUUAUGUGAUAACUAUUUAUCACAUUGGAGGAUGCAAACCACAUUUUAACCUGUUCCUACAUCCUAGUUUUCUCUUCAUGCCUCCUAUACCUUCCGUCACAGGUACCUGAUCUUCUUUAAACUACGAAUACAUGGAAGUAGGGGUACUUCCUGGCAGAAAAAGCUGUACGCUGGACCAGGGAUCGAACCUGGAACCUUGCCUACUGCAGACAGUCCUCUUAUCGAAUGAGUUAUGUAGGUACGACUCACGACUCACAUUUACAUUGCCUUUUCUGCCAGUACAACUUCCUUAAAUAUCAAUAUUGCUUCUCCUUUUCUUUGUUAAGCAAAAAUAUGUUUUCAUUUUCCAUUUGUUCCAGCUCCAUAAUUCGAUUAGCAGGACAUAGUUUACUUCACAGGGUACAAUCUUAUGGCCUUAGCCUAUAAAUCUAAAUCAUAACGUAACAUGUGUAACAAAAAUUAUGUAAUUUGUUUACCUUAGUAAUA